UCUGGAACUUGUGUCCAGACCACCGCCAAACUGGCCAUGGCUGCAGCAAUUGCCAGCUCCCUCAUCCGGCAGAAAAGGCAGGCGAGGGAGCGGGAGAAAACCAAUGCCUGCCGCUGCGUUAGCAGUCCGAAUAAGGCCAAGGGAGCUUCUGAGAAGCCCAGUCGCUUGAGCGUCUUUUCCCGCGUCAAACUCUUUGGCUCCAAGAAGAGGAGGCGGCGGAGGCCAGAACCCCAACUGAAGGGCAUCGUGACGAAGCUCUACAGUCGCCAGGGCUUCCACUUACAGCUACAGGCGGAUGGAACCAUCGAUGGGACAAAAGAGGAAGACAAUGGCUACACCAUUUUCAACCUUAUACCCGUGGGGCUACGAGUGGUGGCCAUUCAGGGGGUUCAGACCAAACUCUACCUGGCCAUGAACAGUGAAGGCUUCCUAUACACAUCAGAACACUUUACACCGGAGUGUAAGUUCAAGGAGUCGGUGUUUGAGAACUACUACGUGACGUACUCGUCGAUGAUCUACCGGCAGCAGCAGUCGGGACGGGGCUGGUACCUCGGCCUGAACAAGGAGGGCGAGAUCAUGAAGGGGAACCACGUGAAGAAGAACAAGCCAGCAGCCCACUUCCUCCCAAAACCCCUGAAAGUGGCCAUGUACAGGGAGCCCUCCCUCCACGACCUGACGGAGUUCUCUCGCUCCGGCAGUGGCACGCCCACCAAGAGCCGAAGUGCGUCCGCCAUGCUCAACGGCGGCAAGGCGGUGAGCCAGAACGAGUCCACGUAGCCCGGCUCCGGCCCAGAGUAACAAAAGAAACAACCAACCCAGGCACCAAACCACGAAUACCUUACCUCCAGCAGAGCGUGCAUCCAAGCCGAAUUCGUCGAUCUCCGAUCAGUGAUUCAGGGCUAGUUACAGCAGAACAUCACACAUCACCCACACACACUUACGUACACACACCCACACACACACCCGCCAUCAUCUGACAAAACAAUUGGCACACUAUCAUGGUCAGUCUUCAUUCCUUCUGAAAGAAAAAAAAAGAGAAAAAAAAAAAGACAUCAUUUGUAAACCAUAUAUGAAACAUUGUAGAGAAAAACAACUGCCCUCAGGGGCUUGCAUAUUUCUUCCUUCUAUUGGUCUAUCUAUAUUUAGUGAUGACUGGUAAGCUCAUCUUAAUAUCUCCUUGAUAUCGUUUCAUCUUAUCGUCUUUUGGACAACCACUUUUUCUUUGUUAGUCUCACUUAGGUCAUUGAGACACAAACCAUUUUGGGAGACAGUAACUGGAGGCGAAGGGAAGACGCUGCCAAGGGCAGCCGGUAAAUGGGUAUAAAACCCUGGUGUGGCAUGGGGGGGCGAAGCAGAGACAGGUACACGACGCAGUAGUACCCAUGGCCAUAGCCUCCCCCACCCCCUCCUCCCCCCCCCUCUCCCCGAUCAAGCUUCCUGUGAGUAGGAAGCCUGUAGCCCCCACGACCCCCCACUGCGGCACAGCCUUGCGUAGAAGGGGCGGCGGCUAGCCCAGACGGUAGCUCUCGUGCGCUUCUCAUGCACAUGCACGUGCUCGGAGACUCGGCUCACUAGCAUGGGAAUAGAAAGAACUAGGAGGAAAACAAUGAUUAGAUCCCUGUGUUGAGCUGACGUGACUUGUAAAGGGAUACUGCAGUUGUUCUCGCCGUUCUGUUUGAUUAUUGAUUUGUACGCCACGGCCGCACCUUGCUUUUGCUAAUUUUCAAUUUGUAUUAGCCGAGAACUGUUUAUUUUUAUUAAUAUCGACCCCGGUUCCCCUCGCAGCCCUCGCAGUAUUCAUGUUUUAUUCAUGUUUGUUACGUCGCUGUUCCGCCAUGACAAUGGGUUCCAGCACACAAAAGACAGAACAGAAACAGAGUGUCCCUUUAAAGCAGUAAUAAAACUAAAAACCCAAGCCAGUGCAGAGCCGCAGCUCGGCUUCCUUUUCCUUUUGCCGUCCAGUCGUAUCGCGUUUGAUGAGGGAAAUAUUAAGGCGUUUAAAUAAUGAUGAAGUGAGGAUCUGGAAGAUGGAGGGAUUUUGAAGCUGUUUGACGUGGUGACAGUUGGUUGCUCAAGUGUUGCGGAAGCUUUCGUCGGUUGGUGCGAGUUCAGUGUUGUUCCCAUUUCCCUUGUGUUUUUCCUGCGUCGAGAUGUCCGUCCUUCCGCCCUCAUGUCCCUGUGGUGUGUCUCUCCCCCCCCCCCGUGCUUGUGUUAACCUCUGACCCCCUCUGUCCCCCCUCCCCCCUCCUUCCCAACUUUAGUAAACUUUUUCCUUGUUUUUCAUCUCCGACCAUAGCGGUAUGGCUCGAGAAGAUAAACCUCCCAGGACUCUUGGCACGUGUUUGAGUAACUUCAAUGUGGUGACGAUUUUCUAUAUUAAAAAAAAGUGAAAAACUGACUGUGGAAUUUUAGGUGGCUUAACAUUUUAUAGGGGUAUGUCAUAUUUGUUAAAGUAAAAUCAAUUAAAACGAUAAAAUGCAUAAAAAUAUUAAAUACAAAAAAAGAGAGAGGCUCUUCCUUUUUUCUCGCACAGGACUUGUACAAACACACCCAUGUACAAAGGAGGACCCCUUUUGUGGGCCACGUACUUUUACCCUUUCGGCUACAUAGCGUCUUUACGGUACAUGCUUCUGGGGGGGGGUCCAGUGGAUGGGCCGGGGUGGGGGGGAGGGGGGAGGGUACUCUUUUGGCUUCCUCUGGAGGCGGGGCUUUUAAAAAGGUUGAAUCUACCUGUUGCAUGGGAGAGAGCAGGGCAUUCUGGUCUAGAGCUGCAUGAUGUAGGCAAUGUGUAUUAAACCCCAUGUCGGAAGCUGUGUUCCAAACUACCAGGCCGAAACAACCGAUUAAGACAACAUGUACAGGCAGGUGAUACCGGGGCUGUCUGAUACCUUCCAGUUGUUCAUUAUUUGUUGUAUACACAAAAUGCACUGAAUAAAAUGUUUAUAUUAAGAUAUACUUUUAAAA
Gadus morhua (Atlantic cod) is the source of this 2964-nucleotide messenger RNA. It is a transcript of the gene fgf13a, whose product is annotated as fibroblast growth factor 13a. The transcript has 5 exons. The record is from RefSeq and is a predicted model, not a curated record. NCBI's taxonomy places the organism in Eukaryota, Metazoa, Chordata, Actinopteri, Gadiformes, Gadidae. Gene Ontology annotation, molecular function: growth factor activity. Bases 37 to 777 code for a protein of 246 amino acids.